Molecule: messenger RNA, 1779 nt
Organism: Aspergillus candidus
Lineage: Eukaryota; Fungi; Ascomycota; Eurotiomycetes; Eurotiales; Aspergillaceae
Product: trichothecene efflux pump
Exons: 2
Coding region: 1-1779 (592 amino acids)
Biological process (GO): transmembrane transport
Cellular component (GO): membrane
Molecular function (GO): transmembrane transporter activity
Source: RefSeq, a predicted model, not a curated record
AUGGAGGACAAAGAGUUGCCCCCGACGCAGGUGGUCAGCCGGGAGUCCAACGAACCCAUCAUCCAGAAUGAUACCUUCGCCAUUAAGGCCGAGGCCCUGGGCAAUGACCUUCCUCCGAACUACUAUCGUUCAAUUGGGUUUAUUGGGACUAUUUUCGCCUUUUGCAUGAGCAACAUCUCGCAAUUCAUCAGCUUCAUCCUCCCCGCCAACAUGCUCACCUUCAUCGGCCAGGAUAUUGGACCCAGCCCCAACCUCACCUGGGUCUCCCUGGCGUACAGUCUGGGCCUGAGUGUCGGCUUCCUGCUGGUCGGUCGGCUGAGUGACAUCUUCGGACGACGCUGGUUCUUCAUCGGCGGCAACGCGCUGUCCUUGAUCGGUGGCAUCGUCGGCGCCGCCGCCAAAGACGUCGAGACCCUCAUCGCGGCGGACCUGCUGAUGGGUCUGGGCGGAUCAGUGCAGAUCUCUUUCACGGUGGCUGUAUCGGAGCUGGUGCCCAACAAGUACCGCCCAUCGACCAUCGUUGCUAUCUUCUUCUCCAGCUUCCAGAUCGCCUGCUUUGGCCCCGUCAUCUCGCAGUCGAUCGUGUCAACGACCAGCCAGACCUGGCGCUGGGCUUACUACCUCAACAUCAUCUGCGCGGGUCUCGCUGUCGUGGCCUUCUUCUUCUUCUACCACCCACCGACCUUCUCCCUGCUGCACAUGAACCGCUCCUUCAAGCAGCAGCUCCGCCGGCAGGAUUUAGUCGGGUUCAUCCUUUUCACGGGCGGCUUGCUCCUCUUCAUCAUGGGCCUCAGCUGGGGAGGCCUCAUGUACCCGUGGGGGUCAUCGCACGUCAUUGCCACAAUCGUUGUUGGCUUCGUCGCGCUCGUCCUCUUUGUUCUGUACGACGCCUACGUGCACCCGCGCAUCCACGGCGACCCGCUGCUCCCUACUCACCUCUUCCGCAAGCCGGGCUACCUAGCCAUGGUAGCGGCCGCGACGGGCGGCAGUUCUGUCUACUACAGCAUGAACGUUCUGGCGCCGCAGCAGGUGGCUUACCUCUUCCCGUCGCCGUCAGUCAUCCACGCGGGCUGGCUGACCUGCUCUGUGGGGUCAGGCUGCCUGCUGGGACAGAUCGUCGCAGGAUGGCUGUCGCAGUACGUGCACCGAUCGCGGUGGAUCAUGAUCGGGUCGUGCUCGAUGCUGGUGGCUUUCGCAGCGGCGAUGACCACCGUCGAGGCGGGCGAGUCCUCCAAGUGGGUGGGGCUGAUGAUCAUGGCGAUGUUCUCCGUGGGCAUCAUCGAAACGUGCAGUCUGUCGCUGGCGCCACUGUCGCUGCCUAGCGAGGACAUUGGCGCUGCGCUCGGCGCCCUGGGCAGUAUCCGGUCGGCGGGCGGGUCUGUGUCAACGGCCGUGCUGUCGACGAUCCUGAACAACAAGGUGAACGCGAUCGUCGCGCCGGCGGUGAUGCAGGAAGCGCAGGCGCAGGGGCUGUCGGUCGCGCAGAUCAAGGGUGUCGUCGAGCAGCUGGCGACCGGCAUGUUCAUCAGCGUGCCUGGCGUGGAUAUGGAGACCGCGACGCAGCUGUCGCUUGUGCGGAGCGCCAGCGCUGCCGACGCGUGGCGCUAUGUCUGGUACGCGGUGAUUGCCUUUGCCGGAUUGGCGCUCAUCCUGAGCUUCACGACCAUUGACUACGGCCAGUAUCUGACUGAUGAGGUGACUCGCAAGAUGCAUGGUCGAACAGUGGGAGUCGUGGAGGGUGAGAAGCGGUCAGGCGAAAGGUCGGAAGAGAGUGUCUAA